GCUUUUGGUUGUAUUGGCAAGCGUGACAUGUAAGACUUGGCUUAAAGCAACAGUUUAAGUUAGUUUGGAGUUGUGAAAAAUUACUCUUAAAUCAACAUGAAAAGCACACUAUUUGCGAUAUGUGUUUUUGCCACACUUUUGUGUAGCACUUGGGCUACAUAUGGGGAUAAAGCGAUACUCAAGGAAAAGGAUAUGAUGAGGAAAAUAGUAUUCGAUAAAAAAACGCCAGAUGUAUUUUAUUGCCCAAUGCAGAAACCUUCAUCAAUGAGCAAAAUUAUUGUCACAGCACGACCAUUGCACAAAUUGUGUGAAUACGAGGGAAAUCCAUUGCCACCUGAAUAUAAAUCCGACUGUUAUUUGGAUAUUGAUGAAUCGGAUUAUGCAUGCAAGGAGAAAUACCGCAUUAUGAAACGUUUCGCCAAAGACGAACCCUAGUAAAAUAAACACAAAAACAACACAACCAAUUUUAACACCCUAUUGAAAACAAUUGAAACAGCAACAAAAUACAUAAAUAAUGUACAUUAUCAUACGCACCCUUCGCUGGCAGCUUUAAGUAAUUGGAUCACACGACUAAAUACCGCAAAACUUGCUGUACUUACAAAAUACAUAUACAUAUGCAAAUAUACAUAUACCUUUGAUCACAUUUACCAUACGUAAUACCACUAAAAAUAUAACAAAGUAAAUAUAUAUGAACAAUGUAAGGUAACUAAAUAUUCAAUUAUGCUUUCUGUUCAGUUUAUACUUAAAUGUAUAUUAGGCCUUAUAAUUUUUACAUUAACUUUUCAGGUAUAUAUUCAGCAUACUUUUUAACUCUCCAUAAAAUGCUAUUUACAUUUUAGAGAAUUUAAAUCGAAAAGAAAUACAAAUUUCAUUGUACGAUUUUUAACGUAUGUAAAAUCCGUUAUAGUGGGAAAGCUUUGAAUAUUUAGUGCGUUGGGGUAAAGUAAUGCAAUCCGAUUUGAUGAUGAUACAAGGACAAUAUGGUACUAGCCUUGAUUUGUUUACCAUAUAUUUUUGUAUCUCUCUACAUGGUUUUGGGGUAUCAGAAUAAAAAGUUAUAUUUUUGAAUA
Messenger RNA from Drosophila innubila, 1070 nucleotides. RefSeq lists its product as uncharacterized. The transcript has 4 exons. The record is from RefSeq and is a predicted model, not a curated record. NCBI's taxonomy places the organism in Eukaryota, Metazoa, Arthropoda, Insecta, Diptera, Drosophilidae. Bases 97 to 435 code for a protein of 112 amino acids.